AUGGCGUCAGCCAGAGGCAGCUGUCGCAUCGCCCGCGCCAUUGGGGCCGUGCUCCCCCUGAACUGGCUUGGAGACGCGUCGUCGGGGCAGCCCCCUAACAGUUCCCUGGCCCUGUGCACUUUCGGGCUGGUGGGCAACGUUCUGGUGCUGGUCCUGGUGCGGUCCCAGCAACGGCGCCGCCGCUCGCUGCUCAGCUGCUUCCUCCUCAACCUUGCAGCCACCGACCUGCAGUUCGUGCUGACACUUCCCUUCUGGGCCGUUGACAUGGUGCGUGACUUCAGCUGGCCCUUCGGAAAUGCCAUGUGCAAGGUGGUGCUCAUGGUGCUCAACAUCGUGGCGCGCUACUGCGCGGUGGCGAGCGCGCUGCGCCCCCGUCGGCCCGGCACCCCAUGGGCUGUCUGCGUGUGCUGCUUGCUCUGGGCCACUGCAGUCCUGGCCACCGCGCCCACCGCCCUGUUCGCCACAGUGGCCAGCGUCAGGGGCGAACGCUUGUGCCUGCUGCGCUUCCCCGACGGCGGUCUCGACUGGCUGGCCUUCUACCAUCUGCAAAAGAUCACCGUGGCCUUUGUGCUGCGGCUGGCCACGCUGGGCACCUGCUCGCUGCUGUUCCUGCCUUUCCUGCGUUGGCUGCGGGCAUGCUGGCCGCCUGGGGUCCGGCUCCGAUGA
Molecule: messenger RNA, 666 nt
Organism: Lipotes vexillifer (Yangtze River dolphin)
Lineage: Eukaryota; Metazoa; Chordata; Mammalia; Artiodactyla; Lipotidae
Source: RefSeq, a predicted model, not a curated record